Molecule: messenger RNA, 2769 nt
Organism: Solenopsis invicta (red fire ant)
Lineage: Eukaryota; Metazoa; Arthropoda; Insecta; Hymenoptera; Formicidae
Product: transmembrane protein 35A
Exons: 4
Coding region: 267-734 (155 amino acids)
Biological process (GO): chaperone-mediated protein complex assembly; positive regulation of protein localization to cell surface
Cellular component (GO): endoplasmic reticulum
Source: RefSeq, a predicted model, not a curated record
AACAGAGGACCACAGAGGACGUCGGGAUGACCCGCGCCGUGGAUGUCGUCGCCGUCGCGGCUGCCUAUUAAACACGCCUUCCGACUCGCGACGCUCGCGAGCAUGUGCUCGUAGACGCGGUGCCCCUUGCCGCCGGUCCUCCGCCUCCGACGACGAGAACGAGAUCCGCGCUCAGUCGCGGCCGUCCGCGCCGCAUUUGUUUCCGGCGAUAAUCGAUCGGCGGCAUUUUCAUUACGAGUAAUCCGUGACCAGGCUAACUGUCAAAGAUGUCCAUAGUGCUCAAGUCGCUCUCACUGCUCCUCGGCAUAUUCUUUAUCUUCGUCGGCAUCAUGAAGCUGACGUCGCACAUCAGUAAGGAUCUGCACAAGGAUCUGAGGAAGGACUAUGUUAAGUACGCAAAAGUAUUUCCGCUCUCGAGAACACUUGACUUCAAGGUGCCCAGCAAGUGGUAUCGAAGAGUCGUCGGCUCGCUUGAGAUCAUCUGCGGUCUCACCAUGGCAAUUAUUCCAAGUCACAAAGUUAAGAACAUAUCGAACACAGUGCUGUGUCUCUUGAUGCUAUUGGCCGUGUACUCUCACUAUAUGGUCAAUGACAAAUUCGAGAGGAUCGCCCCGGCACUGGUAUUCUUCUUUAUGCUGACGGGGCGACUGGUGAUCGAUUGGCAGCUUAAGCGGGAAGAGGCGAAAUCGGUGUCGGCGAACGGUGUCGACGAUAAAACUAAGAAGCAAGACUGAGCGGGAUUACAGUUGGAAAACGUGUUGUCUGUUUUCAUUUUAAACUACUUAAUUCCGCGAUUUUAUUUCUGGGACACUAAUUCUGUGAAAGAUUAGUUAAUUUAUUUUAAACGUAGACUCGAGAGUCCCAUUCUUCCAAAAAUAAAACUUUUGUUUCAAGAUACAGUUAUUCAAUAUAUUUCAUUGGUUUUUUUUCUAUAUGAAGUUUCGAUACACAAUAAAAAAAACUAUGUAAUGUGUAGAAAGAAAGAAAACGAUAAUUUGGGAUUUUGUGGAUUAGACUUGUAAACAAAUGCCUCUGGAAAUGAAAGCAAGAUGAGAAAUAUGUAUAAUUUACAGUGAUCACUUUUAAUGUAAUUAGUGAAUUUUUGUUGCACUCUAUGUGUUACUCUGCGCACUAUAUUGCAAUAUAGUUUGCAGAUAAAAAAACGAGCGUUGUUAAAGCACAAGAUUUGUAAUUAAUGGAAGUAAAAAAAGAACAUCCAUUUUUAAUCUUAUGAUGGAAUAUUUUUUAUCGCCAAUGCGAAUCGGUGAAUAUGUGAUGUGUAUUUUUUUCGAUAAUUUAAUGAUAAUUAAAAAUCUAUAUUUUAAAAUUUGAUUUUUAAUAGUAAUUAUAGUCCAAUAAUUAGUAAGUAUUGUUUCCGGUAAUUGAUGAUAGUGGUUCGUCUCGCAAUAUCGGUCCAUUAAGACACCAUUGUAUUAAUGUCGAUUGUCGCUGGCCAUGAUUAAAGAAUUGAUCUUCCUCUAUAUAUAUUACAGUUAUUACAAUGAUACAAAAAUGACAAAUCAUCGUUAUCAAAUAUAAUUAAUACAUCAAUGAAAUUAAUUUUGAAAAUAAAUCAGUUUGGUCAAGUUCUUUUAAUUGAUAGUUUUCUUUUAGUCCGUCAAGUCGUAAUAAUUAUUAUACGACAUUAUAAAUGAUAUUAUAUAUGGUGUCCCAAAAUUAGUGAAUACUAUAGCAAGAAAGUUCUUGAAAAAUUAAGUAAAAUAAUUAUUUGUAGAUUUUAAAUGUUCUUUUUAACUGAACUGACUAGUUCAGAAUUUAUCUUUCUUCUUUUAAAAGGAAAGAAAGAAGAUAAACUCUGAACUAGUGUUUAGCCGAUUCAGCCAAAAAGAACUUUAUUAAACCUUUUAUUUCAAGCGGUAAUUUUUAAGAUAUAGAAGUUUGAAACACUAGCCAAUCACUAACUGCUAUUACUACUAUUACUAUUACGUUUAGAUUUAUGGACUCAUAUGUGAGUCUAUGAAUGACGCGACUAGUAAUAUUAGUAACAGUAUGACAGCCGUCUAAACGUAAUCUCUGAUUAAUCAGCUAGUCUUUUGACUCAUUUAUUGAUGAUAUAAUCAAAUUCGUUGAUUAUUGAAUUUAAUGCUUGAUGUCCAUGAAACCGUGGUACUACAAUUUAAACGAAGAAAUUCAAAAACUAUAAGAAAAAGAUUAAUCAGUUUUUAGCUAUUAUAUCUAAAAAAUUAUUGCUUGAAAUAAAAAAUUACAAAUACUUAUUUUACUUAAUUUUUUUAGAACAUUUUUACUAUCUUGAUUCACGAAUUUCAGGAUACCUUGAAUAUAAAACAUUAUACAAUUGUAAUAUAAGCUACAUGAUAUGAAUAACAUAUAGGAUAUUACAGUAUAAAUAGUUAAACUAGAGACACUCUUUAUUAUAUUAAACAAUUAUGUAUAAUAUAUAAAGAAUGAUAUAUAAUCAUAGGAGGCUAUAAUAUAAUUGUUGACUAGCUGUAGUAUAAACAGAGAAAGAGAUUUAAUCUGCUAUGCGUAAUAAUAUAAUCGACAUUGAUGCGACCAAUCCUCAGUGAGUCAUACUAGCUUAAACACGAGGUACUAACUGCCACUUGAAUGAAUGUGUUCUUAUAUGUACCGUGCGAGCGUGUGUGUAUGGACAUAUAGAAAAUGUUUCUUAGUAAUUGAGAUACAUGUGCGCACUAGCUUUAAUUUAUUUCUUAAAACCUCUACGUGCGAAUAACGAGUGUGAUCAAACAAUUUGAUAAAUAAAAGCAAAAUUGAAACUGUCAGGCA